Molecule: messenger RNA, 3300 nt
Organism: Sander lucioperca (pikeperch)
Lineage: Eukaryota; Metazoa; Chordata; Actinopteri; Perciformes; Percidae
Gene: net1
Product: neuroepithelial cell transforming 1
Exons: 11
Coding region: 113-1987 (624 amino acids)
Biological process (GO): intracellular signal transduction; positive regulation of Rho protein signal transduction
Molecular function (GO): guanyl-nucleotide exchange factor activity
Source: RefSeq, a predicted model, not a curated record
UAUUCAAAAACAGUCACGAGCCUCUGCUAUUGUAGUAGAUAAGUAGACUAGAUGUAUUGUUAUUAUUCUGUUUAGCCCAUUCAGUAGCACAUAGUUAAAAUACCCCUGGUAUAUGACAUUUCAAAUGGGUGAAACCGGUGAAGUCCCAGCUCCCGUUUCGACUUCAGAGAAACCAAAAAGACAACCGAGCUCCAGGAACUUGAAGAGGAAGUUUUCAGCUGAUGAAGGAGAGUCUACCCCCGAGAACAACAACAACAGCAGGAGUCUGACACGGUCACUGCGAAGAGGAAGCUCCUUCAGCUUCCUCACCCCCGGGCCACAAUGGGACUUCAGUCUGAAACGGAAACGCAGAGAGAAGGAUGACAGUGACGCAGUCAGCCUCUGCAGCUUCGACUUUAAGGAACCCAGCACUAAGCGGGUCCGUCCUCUCGGCAGGGUGACGUCGCUAGCCAACCUCAUAUCUCCGGUGAAGAAUGGGGCCGUCCGGCGCUUCGGCCAAACCAUCCAGGCCUCUUUCCGGGGCGAUGGCAAGUCGCCGGGCGUGCCCCAGAAGCCUUGCAGCAAGGCAGCGGCCCCCACACCGCCCAAAAGGAGGAACAGCAUGCUGUGGUCAGAGACGCUAGAUGUCCACCAGAAGGGAACUUUCUCUACCAAAGAAAUCAAGCGGCAGGAGGCCAUAUUUGAGCUGUAUCGUGGAGAACAGGACCUGAUUGAGGACCUCCAGCUCGCACGCAAGGCGUACCACGACCCGAUGCUGAAGCUCUCCAUUAUGUCAGAGGAGGAGCUCACGCACAUCUUCGGCAACCUGGACGCCUACAUCCCUCUGCACGAGGACUUCCUGGCGCAGCUCACCAAAGCCACGGCGCCAGACGGGACUGUGGGCCGGAUCGGACAGAUUGUCGUAGACUGGCUGCCAAGGCUUAACGCUUACAAGAACUACUGCAGCAACCAGCUGGCUGCCAAGGCGCUGCUGGACCAGAAGAAGCAGGACCCGCGCGUGCAGGACUUCCUGCAGCGCUGCCUCGAGUCGCCCUUCAGCAGGAAGCUGGACCUGUGGAGCUUCCUGGACAUCCCGCGCUCGCGCCUGGUCAAGUACCCACUGCUGCUCAAAGAGAUCCUGAGACACACCGCGGCAGAGCACCCGGACGCCGCCAGCCUGGAGGAAGCGAUCACCAUCAUGCAGGGCGUGCUGUCUGACAUCAACAUGAAGAAGGGAGAGUCCGAGUGCCAGUACUACAUCGACAAGCUGGAGUAUCUGGACGACAAGCAGAGAGACCCUCUGAUCGAGCAGUGCAAGAGCCUGCUGUGUCACGGCGAGCUGCGGAACAAGAGCGGCACGAAGCUGCAUGUGUUCCUGUUCACCGAGCUGCUGGUUCUGACCCGCCCCGUCACCAGGAACGAGCGCCAGUGUUUCCAGGUUUACCGGCAGCCAAUCCCAGUGCACGAUCUCCUGCUGGACGACCUGCAGGACGGAGAUGUCAGAAUGGGUGGAUCCUUCAGAGGCGCUUUCAGCAACUCAGACAAAGCCAAGAACAUUUUCCGCGUGCGUUCCCAAGACCCGAGCCAGGCGCAGUCCCACACCCUGCAGGUCAACGACGUCUUCCACAAGCAGCAGUGGCUGAACUGCCUGCGCAGCGCCAUUUCCGUCCACCGGCCGCUCGGCGAGCCCUCGGCGCCGUCCCCACCGGCGAGCGACGCCCGCUCCAAGCGCCGCCCGUCCUCCAUCUCCGCCAUCGUCCACAUGGAGGAAGCGGACGAGAACUGCCUGCGGCCGACCUCUCAGUCCGCCCCCAGCACGCCGUGCAACAGCACGACGCCCAGCCCCACCACAAAGUCCCCUCUGUCCCGCUCCUCCUCGUCAGCUUCGUCGUCAACGCCGUCGUCGUCCUCUUCGACGUCGCCGCUCUCCUCGCUCACAUCGCACAAAACCAAAAAGGACAAGAAGUCUCUGUGCUCUUUAGGGAAAAGAAAAGAGACUAUGGUGUGAAGUGAGGUGAAAAGGAGAAAAAUGGACUCCUGGGUGGACAUUUUUGUAAAAAGACAAACAACGUGGAGAAGCGUGGGACUUGUAUUUAUGUGUGUCUGCGUGCGUGCGUAUUAUUAAAACAGUGUUCUGUGUUACUGUCCUCUUCGGCAGCUAUUUACCUGACCCCCUCCAUCCACGUGCAUCCCACAGAGAGACAGUAUUCUGGAGAGACAUGCACGGCUUCCACCAGCUCUGAAAAGGGAAGCCCAAUGAGAAGCAAACGCACAUUUCACACACAAAUCUGUGUGUGUGUGUGUGUGUGUAUCGUGUUGACAAGGAUAGAGUUGGUGCAUUCAAUCCUGUUUACUAUUAAUUUGAUAUUUAAGCAUUAUUUUAGACCUUUUUGGGGGGGCUGAUGAAAGUUUUACACUUUUAUAUUCUAAAAUGUAUUGUAGUAUUUUGUAGGUAUCAUAAAGCAGCACUGUUUUAGCUUUUAGGUGAGGUUGUUUGAAAUUGUGAGCAUGUUUAGCAGGCAAGAAAGGAGGAGAACCCCCCCUAAAAGAUGAUGAUGUACUACACAAAGCUCUCUGUAAAAGUCUGAUUUUGAGAUUAAUCAGAAGACACGUCUUAUUUUUAUACAUUCCUUUAAUGACAGAUAUAAGGACCUGGACACUUUUUUUCUGCAUUUACUGCAGUCAGAGGCAUUAAUUUAAAUCCAGUGACAUAUGAGACUUCAGUCUCUCUCCGUUUGAACAAACAUCACUAUGAAGUAUAGUGGUCGUAAAUCAUCCGAUGUCGAAUCAUGACGAGAGAUGAGGAGUUUUGUUUUGAAACAAAAUUUUGAACUGAGCCAUGUUGGUUUUGAAAAAGCGGAUUUUUCAGGAUGAAACGGAUCACUUUUCAGUGUAGCAUCUUGCAUGGAACUUUAGUUGUGGACACUGCGUGUAACAGUAGAGGCAGCAGGAUGUAUUUACACAGACAGUAAAACAUGUACAAGAUGGAAAUAAGAGAAUGUUGUUGAAGGCAGAAGGGAAAAGAGAAAAGAUGGAUAAAGCUGUGUUUUGGAACUGAAAUAGAUUGCCAAUGCAAGAUGUUUAACUCCAUUAACUUCAUGUGUAAAUGAUGCGAUAUCUUGCUCAUAGAUGGAUGAUAGAUGGUAAACAUCAAGUGAGUGAAAUCGAUGGAAAAAAGUAUGUAGGGGAAGGGAUACACAAAAAGGUUUUUGUAAUGUGCACAAGAUGAGAAAAAGAGAAGAAAGAGAAAAGGGCAACUUGUUGCUACGAACUGUAUGUAAUUAAAGAACAAUAAAGAUCUGUGUAAGAUUUGCAACUGAA